Molecule: messenger RNA, 960 nt
Organism: Nymphalis io (European peacock)
Lineage: Eukaryota; Metazoa; Arthropoda; Insecta; Lepidoptera; Nymphalidae
Exons: 6
Coding region: 1-960 (319 amino acids)
Source: RefSeq, a predicted model, not a curated record
AUGAUAUAUCAAAUCAUGGUUUUGGUGGGCAAUAUUAUAGUAAGACCACCACGGCCCAGGCCUUAUAUAGCAUCUGAUGCUUUAUCAGCUGUAACAGAUGCACUAACAUCCAUAGCGUUAUAUGACGACCAACAGUGCGUACCGCGACUUUUAUGUGAAGCAGCAGGUGGGGGAGCUCUGGGCAGUUCGGGAAUUAUACAGACGCUGUCCGGACUACAACCAUUGUUAACACUUCUCUCGGCUUAUAAUGGUAUAAGCACUAACCCUCUCUUUGUCUUCGGACGGGCUAUUUUUCUGGGCAUGUCAUCGAACGGGAACACAGCCUCCUGUCGUUAUGCGUAUCCAUUAUGCCCCACAGAUCCGGAGCAACUUGUCUAUUACCUAAAUAACCAUAAUGGAGGUUUCUUCAGGUUCUUUAACUCACCUCAACAAGGACAGCAGAAUGUAGAACAGUUUUAUAACCAACUCUCGCAGAACUAUGGGCAUCAACAGGGUCAACCGCAAAAUUAUGGACUUUAUAAUCCUAACCCCGCACAAAAUUAUGAUAGAGACAUAGACAAAAUUCAACGACGAAUACAAAAUAAGCCAAUAUCACAUGAAUAUGAUAAUUCCGAAGAUUUUAACAUGAAAUGGAAAUUUCCGGAAGCUUUGGAAAAUAAUAGCGAAUAUUAUGAAAAUGAAUCAGAAAUACAAGGAUAUGAUAGAAAGAUAAGAGGCUUUACAUUUCCUGAAAGCAACAGCAACACACACUAUAAAUAUUAUAAUUAUGUAAAAUCAAAUGAGGCAUACAAUGAUAAAUUUAUACAUAAUAAUCAAUAUUAUGGAAAUAAGUAUGUUUAUCAUGGUAAUGAUAAUGAGGAUGACUUAAGAGGAAUUAGGACGGUUUAUAUCGUUAGAGGUAACGGUGAUCCAAAUAAUCCUGAAAUAAUUAAACUAAGGCCAGGUGAAACAAUACAAUAA